Molecule: messenger RNA, 2506 nt
Organism: Mandrillus leucophaeus (drill)
Lineage: Eukaryota; Metazoa; Chordata; Mammalia; Primates; Cercopithecidae
Gene: MAGEB17
Product: melanoma-associated antigen B17
Exons: 2
Coding region: 115-1347 (410 amino acids)
Biological process (GO): negative regulation of transcription by RNA polymerase II
Cellular component (GO): nucleus
Source: RefSeq, a predicted model, not a curated record
CUAACGAGGGUAGUGACUCUGUCUAAAGGCAAAAGCACAGUUCAGCUGAGGGAGGAGAACUGGACACUCACUGGAGUCCCGGAGAGGACACUGAGUACACUGGAGAGGACUUCUAUGCAAAAAGGGGCCCUAAGCAGAGCCCCGCCCCUGGGCGACCCCGCAGGGACUUGGUUGGAUGGGGCUCACUCCGACUUCCGCCCGCCAGGGAAGCUGCCGGAAGGUGAAGAUCUUCAUCUGAGGGACGCCACCUCAGGCUACCAGAACCCCAGGACUGGUUGGGUAUCAAGGUGCCCACCUCCUGCACCCUCUUGCCUGCUGCCCCUGAGCACAGUCAUCAUGCCUCGCGGUCAGGAGAGUAAGCGCCGUGCCCGUGAAAAACGCCGCCAGGCUCGAGGUGAAGACCGAUGUCUCAGGGGUGCUCAAGCCACCGCAGCAGAGAAGGAAAAGCUGCCAUCCUCCUCCUCGCCUGCAUGCCAGAGUGCUCCCCAGAGCUUCCCCGCUGCAGGCAUUCCUCAGGAGUCCCAGAGAGCCAGCUACCCCAGCUCUCCUGCUGCAGCUGUGUCACUCACAAGUUCUGAGGAAGGUGCCAAGGGCCAAAAGGGGGAAAGUCCCAACUCCUUCCAUGGCCCGUCCUCCUCUGAGAGCACAGGAAGAGAUCUUCUGAACAGGAAGACGGGCGAAUUGGUGCAGUUCCUGCUCAACAAGUAUAUAAGGAAAGAGCCCAUUACGAGGGAAGCCAUGCUGAAGGUUAUCAACAGAACAUACAAGCAGCACUUUCCUGAGAUCCUCCGGAGAAGCGCUGAGAACGUAGAGGUGGUCUUUGGCCUCUACCUGAAGGAAAUGGACCCCAGCCGUCAGUCCUAUGUGCUUGUCAGCAAGCUGGACUUUCCCGAUCAAGGAAGCUUGGGCGAUGAUGGGGGUUUUCCCCAGAGCGGGCUCCUGAUGGUUCUCCUGAGCACCAUCUUCAUGCAUGGCAACCGUGCCACUGAGGAAGAGAUGUGGGAAUGCCUGAAUGCAUUGGGGAUGUAUAAGGGUAGGAAGCACUUCAUCUAUGGGGAGCCCCAGGAGCUUGUCACCAAAGAUUUGGUGCGAGAGGGGUACCUGGAGUACCGGCAGGUGCCCAGCAGUGAUCCUCCACGCUGUGAGUUCCUGUGGGGUCCCAGGGCCCAUGCUGAAACCAGCAAAAUGAAAGUCCUGGAGUUUGUGGCCAAGCUCAAUGAUACCGUUGCCAGUACCUACAAGUCCCAGUAUGAGGAGGCUCUGAGAGAGGAGGAAGAACAAGCCAGAGCCAGAGCAGCAGCCAGGGCUAGCGCCAGGGCCAGGGUUAGCAGGUCCUCUCAGCCGUAGUGAAGUCUCAGGCAAUCCUCACUAAGAGAUUGAAAAGGGCUGUCCACCAUCUCAGUAUUUGGGGGUGAGGUGGGGCUAGAGGGAGCCCAAGACAUGUGUCUUUCUCGUGUUCUGGUUAUUUGCAAGCCACUUGUAGAUUCCCUCUUUUUCUUCUGUGUCUACCGUGUGUUCCUUUGAAAGAGAUUGACUUUGAUUCAGAAUCUAAAUUCAUGAAUUAGGUGCCUCACAAAAUUAUUGCUGUUUAUCACAUUGAAGAGUGAUGUUCUUGUAUUUUGUAAAAUGAAUUGGAAAUUUUUACUUAUUAGAUUGUGAUCUAGUGCAAGAAGAAAUAGCAAUGGAAUAGGGAUUGGCUUUAAACUGUGAAACAACCAAACGCUGCAUCAGUUGGGAUUAGAAGAUGGUGGGAAAAAAGUGUCACUUGAUUGGCAACCUUUGACAUUUAAAAAUCUUAUUUCUUUACGUCUUUUGUUGUGAUCUAAUAAAAAGCUAUAUACUCACAGUUGCUAUGUAUAUUCAAGAAUGUUGGAGAAAUUAAAUCAUCAUAAAGGAGAACACUUGUUCACUGGCUCUUUUGUUCCUUGUGCUAGGCAGUUCUUGUGUUGCUCUAAAGGCAUACCUGAGACUGGGUAAUUUCUAAAGAAAAGAGGUUGACUUCGCUCACGGUUCACCAGGCUGUAUGAGCAUGGCACCAGCAACUGCUUCUGGGGAGGCCUUGGGGAGCUUUUUCUCAUGCCAGGAGGGGAAGAAGGUGCAGGCAUGUCACGUGGCAACAGUGGGUGGAAGACAGCCAAGCAGAGCGGGUAUGGGAGGUGCCACAUGCUUUCAAAUGACCAGAUCUUGUAAGAAGUCACUCACUAUGGCCAGGGCACCACCAUGCCAUGAGGGACCCUCCUUAAUGGUCCAAAUACCUCCCACCAGGCCCCACCUCCAACACUGGGAAUUACAUGUCAACCUGACAUUUGGAGGGGACAAACAUCCGAAUUAUAUCAUUCACCAAACAUGAAUUGAACAUCUGCUCUUUGAGAAUCUUCAUGCUAGUUCUGGGAAAGCCCAGACAAAGAAGACUCAGCCCCUCACAAUGAUAUUUUAGAAUCCAAGAGCAGCUCUCCUAUUAGGAACACGGUGGGGUUGGGGGGCGGGGCGGAAGAGACACAUUGGA